UGUUUCUGUUUUAUUGAGUCUUGACUAAUGACAGCUAGAAACUGUCAAGCCAUAUUGCCUGUGUCAACCGGAUAUUUUGCACCAUUAGUAGUAGUAAUUAUAAGGGUUUUUGUGGUUGUGUAUUUGUACCUUUUUUCAUUGCUUCUUUAAUUUUGGUUGGUGAAAUUCAAGGUCAUAUCAUAACUUUCAUUUUUAUGACCUGAAUCUCAUCAGUGAGAUGAGUUAAUAUAUAGUGGCUUUUUGUUGUGAAAGUUUUAAGGAGUUUUACAUUUGGGUUUUGUAGUGGUUGAAGAAAUUUGAGGAAAGGGUUUGUUUUCUUGGAUUUACAUUUGAUGAGUUUAGGGGGUUUCUUUGGUAGUGGUGGUAAUGGUGGUGGUGGUGGUGAUGCUGGCCUUAUGUUUGAUAAUUUGUACAUUAACAACUACAUGACCAUUCCUCAGCAUCACUUGCUUAGUCCACCUAUUGUUCAGUCUGUUUUCAACACUUCAGCACUGUCUCAUGCACUUAAACCCAAGAUGGAGGGAGUUGAUGAGAUGGGCCUGAUUGGUGGAAAUCAUGAGUCUGGUGCAAUGAUAGAGGCUAGGGAAGAGGAGUCGGAGAACAAAUCUGGCAGUGAACAUAUGGAAGCUGCAUCAGGUGAUGAACAGGAAAGGCCAAGGGGUUCCAAGAGAAAGAAGAAGUACCACAGACAUACUCCAUAUCAAAUUCAAGAACUUGAAGGUUCAUUCAAGGAGAAUCCCCAUCCGGAUGAGAAACAAAGGUUGGAACUUGGGAGGAGGUUGAACUUAGAAAACAAGCAAGUCAAGUUCUGGUUUCAGAAUAGGAGAACACAAAUGAAGACUCAACUGGAGCGCCAUGAGAAUUUGAUUCUGAAACAAGAGAAUGAUAAGCUCCAAAUAGAGAACAUUGCUAUCAAGGAAGCCAUGAGAAAUCCGAUUUGUGGCGGGUGUGGUGGAGGAGCAAUACUUGGGGAGAUAUCUUUUGAGGAGAAUCAUCUCCGAAUCGAAAAUGCGAGGUUGAAAGAUGAACUCAAUCGCAUCAGUGUCCUGACUAGCAAAUUCUUGGGAAGACCUUUGUCGCCGUUAGCUGGUCCCUUCGCUCCUGCAGCUUCCAACUCCAACUUGGAACUUGCAGUAGGAAGAAAUGGUUUUGGUGACUUGAAUCCUGGAGAGGCAGUGAUGCCAAUGGGAUUUAAUUUUGGCGCUGGCUAUCCAAAUACUAUGCGUGCAUCGACUUCAACCAGACCACCAGUCGGCAUGACUGGUCUUAAUACACCAUUUGAGAAAUCUUUGCUUCUUGAACUUGCUACGAAUGCAAUGAAUGAGUUACUGAAGCUGACUCAGACUGAUAAUCCACUCUGGUUCAAAAGUUCGGAUGGAAGUGGUGAAUUCCUGAAUUUGGAGGAGUACACAAGGAUGAUUAGCCCUUGCAUUGACAAGACAUCUGGUCUGAGGACUGAGGGUACCAGGGCCACUGGUUUGUCAACCCUCAACAGCGUGGCUUUUGUAGAGAUGAUGAUGGAUGCAAAUCGUUGGGGUGAAAUGUUUACUGGCAUGAUUGGGAACAGCUAUACUCUUGAUGUGAUCUCCAGUGGGAUGGGUGGCUCUACAAAUGGUGCCUUGCAAGUGAUGCAUGCUGAAAUUCAAGUCAUUUCACCAUUGGUCCCCACUCGUCAAGUGAGGUUUCUUCGAUUCUGCAAGCAACAUGGAGAUGGAGUUUGGGCUGUCGUUGACGUUUCUAUUGAUGCCAUUCAAGGUGUCCCAAAUGCACAAACAUCCAUGCACUGCAAGAGGCUUCCUUCUGGAUGCGUGGUGCAAGAUAUGCCUAAUGGUUAUUCUAAGAUUAUUUGGGUUGAACAGGCUGAAUACGAUGAAAGUUCAAUCCACCGCCUUUACCGUCCUUUAUUAAGGUCUGGUAUGGGUUUUGGUGCCCAAAAGUGGGUUGCAACCCUUCAAAGGCAAUCGGAGUUUUUGGCAACCGUCAUGCCAUCUGCGGGACUUCAUGAAGAUCAUUCAGCAGUUAUGGCACCUACUGGUCGCGCAAGCAUGGCAAAGCUUGCACAAAGGAUGACUCGUAACUUCUGUGCUGGAGUUUGUGCAACAGUUCACAAUUGGGAGGUUGUCCAAGUAGGGAAUGUUGGUGAAGGUGCAAGGUUAAUGAUGCGGAAAAAUGUUCACAGCCUGGGAGAGCCCUCUGGAAUUGUUUUAAGUGCUACGUUAUCUGUUUGGAUGCCUGUAAAACAGCAGCAAUUGUUUGAUUUGCUGCAAAAUGAAGACAUGAGGAGCCGGUGGGACCUUCUGUCCCACGGAGGUCCAAUGCAGCAGAUGGCCUGCAUUGCCAAGGGCCAAGAUUUUGGAAACAAAAUCUCUCUUUUGAGUGCUAAGGCGAUGGGCGAUAAUUCCAACCAGAGUAAUGUGCUAAUACUUCAAGAGACAUCUAACGAUGCGUUUGGAUCGUUGAUAGUUUCAACAGCUGUUGACAUGGCAUCGAUGAAUGUCGUGAUGAAUGGGGGAGAGUCUGCAUGUAUAGCUAUCCUUCCAUCCGGGUUUGCAAUAGUUCCAGAUUGCUUCGACUCUGCAGGACCUAGCAGCUCCCUUGAAAUGAUGGGAAAAGAAAGUGGUUGUGAUGGUGUUGGUGGUGGCUGUCUUCUAACUGUCGGUUUCCAGAUAAUGAUCAAUGACUUCCCUGCAUCAAAGCUAACAGCCGAGUCAGUUGAAAAUGUGAACAAUCUUAUAUCUCGUACAAUUCACGGGAUCAAAGAGGCAUUGCAUUGCAACUAAUAAGGGGGCUGAGUAAGUGAAAUGUAGACAUUAUAUUAGUUAUUGUGUACCGCUUAAGUUCAGAGUAAGCAGGAAAGGGUUUCUUAGUCAAGAACGAACCGUGGUAAUUUGAUCUGUUGUCCGUCAAGUACUAGAGGAUGAUUUUGAAUGACUUUUUCUUCAGGGGUAAUUUUAAACUUGAUUUGGAACUUGGAAUGGUGGUUCGGGUAUUGACUUGGUUCACCAUGAGAUGAAUUAGCUCUCACUGGUUUGUGUUUUGUUUAUUGUGUCCUGUUUCAUUGAACCGCUCAAAGUUUAUUGCUUGUGAGAUUGAUUAAAUUGUUUUAAUCCUCCAUUUGAGUUGGAUUUCUGUUGUUUUAAUAUCUCGCGAAAUUUAUCAAUCCACUUG
This is a messenger RNA of Daucus carota subsp. sativus, 3168 nucleotides long. RefSeq names its product homeobox-leucine zipper protein ANTHOCYANINLESS 2. Lineage: Eukaryota; Viridiplantae; Streptophyta; Magnoliopsida; Apiales; Apiaceae. The transcript has 9 exons. The record is from RefSeq and is a predicted model, not a curated record. Bases 333 to 2780 code for a protein of 815 amino acids. Gene Ontology annotation, molecular function: DNA binding; lipid binding.